Molecule: messenger RNA, 2026 nt
Organism: Lycium barbarum (goji berry)
Lineage: Eukaryota; Viridiplantae; Streptophyta; Magnoliopsida; Solanales; Solanaceae
Product: glycosyltransferase BC10-like
Exons: 2
Coding region: 660-1793 (377 amino acids)
Cellular component (GO): membrane
Molecular function (GO): glycosyltransferase activity
Source: RefSeq, a predicted model, not a curated record
AAACACGUUCAACCAGAUUCCUUAUUCUUUAGAUCUCCCUCAAUCUCCCCUUACUAGUUACUUGCUACCACCUUUGCAAUUUUCACUAUUUUGCCAAUUUUUAUGCUCAUUUCCUUUCUUUCUUCCCUUUUCUUUUUACCCCACUUUUCUCUCUUUUGGUUUGCCCAUUCAGCUUUUUCUUUUCUUUUUUUAUACUCUCUUGUCCCUCAAAAUUAACAGUCAAAGAUUUGACUAAUCAAUAAUUUUUCCUUCACUAAUUGUCAAAAGCUGAUUGGUCCUGCCUUCAAUACUAAUCUCUUCAGCAUAAGCUUUCCAAAUUAAUCUUAUCCUUCAUUCAAUUAUAGACUGUUACUUUCUUUUGUAGCCCACAAUACUGUAACUCCUAGCCUUUUUUCUAACAAACUUGUGUUUCAAGAUUUACUCGACUGUUCUUCUCUUUUCAGCAAACCCCAUAUUUGUCAAAAAGCUCAAAUCUUUGAUUUGUAAAGUUUGAAUCUUGGUUCCUAUUUUUCUGUAAAUCCUGUUUUAGUUUCUGGGGUUUGGAAAAGAUAUCAUUUUGAUAAUCUUUACUUUUAUGGGGUUUAGUAACAGAAACAUACUUAGAAGGGAAAGUUUGAUGUUAGAUUGUUGAUAAAGAUUGGAUUUUGACAUAUAAUUAGAUGCAAUCAAGAGUUGUUCAAAUGGAGGAGAAUAAAACUAGGGCUUUGCCACAGAGGCUGUUACAGUUACUGAUGUUGUUUCUGUUUUUGUGUUUUACUUUUUCUGUGGCUAGUAUUUAUAUGAUCAAGUACUUUGGAUUUCAUAGCAUAGUUCCUUCAGUAAAGCCUAGUUUAGUGCCAUGUAUUGAGGAAGAAUCUAAUAAAAACUUAGAGCGUUGGAUUAAUCCACCAUCCAAUUUGCUACAUAAAAUGUCUGAUAAAGAGUUGUUAUGGAGGGCUUCUAUGGUACCGCGAAUAAAGAAGUAUCCAUUCAAGAGGGUUCCCAAGAUUGCAUUCAUGUUCUUGACUAAAGGGCCAUUGCCAUUGGCACCUAUUUGGGAGAGGUUUUUUAAGGGGCAUAAAGGGUUAUAUUCUAUUUAUAUUCAUUCAUUGCCAUCAUUUAAGGCUAAUUUCCCGGCCUCAUCAGUGUUCUACAAGAGGCAAAUUCCCAGUCAGGUGACAGAAUGGGGAAGGAUGAGUAUGUGUGAUGCUGAGAGAAGACUCCUUGCAAAUGCAUUGCUCGACAUCUCCAAUGAGUGGUUUGUUCUGCUUUCUGAGUCAUGCAUCCCUCUCUACAAUUUCAAUGUCAUCUACAAGUACAUAAGUCAGUCAAAGCAUGGCUUUGUUGGUGCAUUUGAUGAUCCUGGACCAUAUGGAAGAGGUCGAUAUAAUGAGAAUAUGUUACCCGAGGUUAACAUUUCUCAGUGGCGCAAAGGAUCACAAUGGUUUGAAAUGAGUAGGAAGCUUGCUCUUUACGUAGUCGAAGACACAAAAUUCUACCCCAAGUUUGCAGAGUUUUGCAGGCCAGCAUGUUAUGUAGACGAGCACUACUUCCCGACUAUGUUGACUAUUCAAGCAUCAAAUCUCUUGGCAAACAGAAGUAUAACAUGGGUUGACUGGUCAAGGGGCGGGGCUCACCCUGCCACUUUUGGAAAAUCGGAUAUAACUGAAGUGUUUAUGAAGAGAAUGCUGGAAGGACGUAACUGUACGUACAACGACCGAAAUACAUCAAUGUGCUUUCUUUUUGCAAGGAAGUUUGCUCCAAGUACUUUGGAACCUCUGUUUCUGCUAGCCCCAAAAUACUUAGGUUUCUAGAUUACUAAAACUCUAAUUUUGUUGUAUCAGAUAGGUUCCUCAGUAAAGAUAGGUCAUUGCCUGCCUAUUCAUUUUUCUGCCAGCAUGUUGAGUUUGUUGUUGGACUGGUUUGCUGAUACUUUUAGAUGAUAAGCUACAUGGGUUCUUCCCCAUUUCCAACCUUCAAACUAUACUAGACAUGUAAAUGCAUCAGAGGUAUUUAGCCUAAUAUGUAAUUGUUCUUCGAUUGCUUC